Molecule: messenger RNA, 504 nt
Organism: Guyanagaster necrorhizus
Lineage: Eukaryota; Fungi; Basidiomycota; Agaricomycetes; Agaricales; Physalacriaceae
Exons: 3
Coding region: 1-504 (167 amino acids)
Source: RefSeq, a predicted model, not a curated record
AUGCUCUGCUUCCCGUUUCUAGGUGCUGAUCAUUUGAUUGUCAGUACGUUAUUCGCACUUACACGACGUGACUUUUCCCUCCACCCCAAUGACAUCCACCGGCACAUCAUCAUCAUCGCCCUCCUAAACCUCCCCCCAGGACGUCUCUCCAAACCCCAUACAACUCCCGCACUCAACAGAACCCCAUCUAGCCCCCAAAAUGACGCCAAACGUUCGACGUCUUGCCCUCCGUCGCCGUCGUCACCACCAUCACCAACAGCAAUGCCGCCUCGUGAUACUUCCAAAGCCCGGGACGAUUAUGGGCUGGCUCUGUAUGGCCCUCCCAGGACGGAAGCCGAGGCAAUAACAUAUACUUGGGCCAUCGACCCGAGGACGGCCCCAGCGCUGACGACCGGGGCCUACAGAAUGGAGACGCCUGGUUGGUACGUGGGCUUGGACAGCCCGAUGACGUUCUUUGAAAAUACGCCCGCGCCUACUCUUGAUGAGGAACAAGCUUGGAUGUGA